Gryllus bimaculatus (two-spotted cricket) is the source of this 1874-nucleotide messenger RNA. Lineage: Eukaryota; Metazoa; Arthropoda; Insecta; Orthoptera; Gryllidae. The record is from the annotation of a GenBank genome assembly.
GAAAACAACGCAACUCUUUUGUAGUAUGUAUGACUUUUGAGAUGUACCUUGUACUUAAAUUGUCUAACCUAUGUUGCAAGUAGAAUAAAUCUGCUGCGUCGUAAAGAGGUUUUUAAAGUCGUAGUUGAUUACUUUAUCUUUCGAGGAUGAGUAGAGAUGUAUAGUUCAAGGUCAAUUCGUUGCCAAGCAUUAUAAGCUAGUGAGAAGUGUAUCUUGUCUUUUCAACAUGAAUUUGGUGAAAAUCAGAAACCAACAGAUGUUUGUUUCAAAUGACAAUCUACUUGAUGUCAUGGCGAUGAAUCCAAAUGAAAUGAAAUUGGAGCCUGCCAGCCCAACUGACAGGGAAAGGUUUCCCUUUUCCCGCAGCAGUAGCACGGGCUCCCUGCAUACUCUGUCUUCAUCAGCCCACAACUCAGGUGAGGGUGGGAGGGCUGGAGGCAACCUCAGUAGCAGCAGUGGUCAUGAUGAUGAAGAUAGUGACAACAAGGGAUCAGCACUUACAAGUUACAAAGAGAGACGCAGAGAAGCACAUACGCAAGCCGAACAAAAACGCCGAGAUGCCAUUAAAAAGGGUUAUGAUUCUUUACAAGAUCUUGUGCCCACUUGCCAACAAACAGACAGUUCAGGAUAUAAGUUGAGCAAAGCUACUGUGCUUCAGAAAUCUAUAGAAUAUAUUGAGUUUCUGCAACAACAGAAAAAGAAACAGGAGGAAGAAAGAAAUUCACUCAGAAAAGAAGUGGUUGCAUUGCGUAUCAUGCAAACUAAUUAUGAGCAGAUUGUGAAGGCUCAUCAGAACCAGCCUGGGCAAGCAGAAAUGCGUGUUUCUGAUGAGACAAAAUUUAGGGUGUUUCAGGCCAUUAUGGAUCAGUUGUUCCAGUCAUUUAGCAAUGUUUCAGUUGCUAAUUUUGCUGAACUCUCUGGAUGUAUUUUUAGUUGGUUGGAGGAACACUGCAAACCACAGACUCUUCAUGAUGUUGUGCUGAAUGUUUUACAACAACUCAACGCACAAGUAAUCCAAGGCAACGCAAGAGCAUGAGGUACAUGAGCUCUGACGAAAUGUGGGGCCUUUUAAAGUUGUGUGACUUAGUAAACUUUGUGGACUUCGGACUUUUUUGUUUGUUUUUUGCGCACCAAGGAUCAUUUUAGAGCCAUGCUGUCUGUGAAUAAAAAAUUGCGUCCUUGCUCACUGGUUAGCAAUCUAGAACUCACAGCUCAAGUUUGAUAUGAAAACUCGAAAGGAACUGAUGGUGUAUUGUGGGUUCGAGAAUUACAAUACUCUUGCACAUUUUGAGCAAUGGUUAAAAAGAAAUAUUAUAAAUCCCAAUUUCAUACGUUUCUCAUUUUGUGAAAUUAAAGUAAUUAAGUAGCACUAAUGAGUAACAACCAUGAACAGUAAAGGUACAAAAUAAUUAAGAAGAGAAUAGAUAAUGAUAAUUGAGUAUAUCAUGCAGUACAUCAAUUGUUUCUGCAUGUCUUCGAUUGAGAGCAGCAAUUUUAAUAGAAAUGAUUUAAUAGAUGUGUAUAUAUUAGUAUAUUUUCUGUUAAAUAUAUAAUUUGUGCAAUGAAGCUUUAAGGAAUUAAAAAUUUUAUAUAAUGAUAUUGUUAAUAUCAGGUUUUGUGUUCAUUGGUGAUGUGAAGAAUGUAUAUAAAGUUGUUGUACUUUUAAUAUUGUUAGGAUUACAUAAAAUGUAUUUUAAUUCAUAUUUGUAUUUUGCAACUGCAAAGUAAAAUUAUUAUUUCCAACAUCAGCUUAUCAAGUAUUUGGUAUUUUGGUGUCUGAAAUCUCAAAUACAAUGUGAAUUAUUGUAUGUGAUGUAUAUAAUUGCCAACAUUUUUUGAAAGGUAUUUCAAGAAUAAAUAUGCUGAAGACAGAA